UUUCAUUUUGUCACUUGAUUAGUUUGACUUGUUUAGAGGUUAUUUUUCAUUUGGACGUUGUGGGGCUACGUUAGUUUUAUUAUUUGUAUGUAUUACGUUACGAGAAAUAGUUAUGAUUAUUAAUAGUGUAAGAAGUGUAAACAAACUUUAUUUAACGAAUACAUUUAAAAAAUAUCAAAGAUGUAUAAUAAGCAGAAUGAACAGUUCCGCAGACGAACAGGGAAAAGUGGUGGAUUUAAAACGGAUCAGGAAUUUCAGUAUCGUGGCUCAUGUCGACCACGGCAAAAGUACAUUAGCCGACCGACUACUUGAAAUUACUGGGGUAAUUAAACCUGGAGCUAAAAAUGCUCAGGUUUUGGAUAAGUUACAGGUUGAGAGGGAAAGAGGAAUCACAGUUAAAGCUGUGACAGCAUCAUUGAACUAUACACAUAAUGGAGAAUCAUAUCUUCUAAAUCUUAUCGAUACGCCUGGCCAUGUUGAUUUUUCAAAUGAGGUGGUUCGCAGUGUAACAGCAUGUCAAGGUGUCAUUUUAUUAGUGGAUGCAAAUGAAGGUGUUCAAGCACAGACAGUUGCAGUUCAUUCCCUAGCUAAAAGGAAUAACCUGGUCAUUAUACCCACACUGAACAAAGUAGACCUACCCAGAUCAAACCCAGAAAAUGUAAAAUCUCAGAUGAAAUCACUAUUCAACAUUGACCCUGAUACUGUCAUGAGCAUAUCUGCCAAAAGAGGUUGGGGUGUAAAGGAACUCCUAGAAGCUGUUAUUGAGAGGAUUCCCUCUCCCGUUGUGGACUCCGGAGGUCAAUUUAAAGCUCAUGUCAUUGACACGUGGCAUGAUAAGUAUAGAGGUGUUUUGUGUCUGGUAUAUAUUCAUACUGGCAAAGUGCAAGUGGGGCAGCCUGUUAAAUGGAGGUCAGAUUUUAAACAGCACACAGUGAAGUUCUUGGCGCUUUUGAGACCUGAUGAGGAACCAAUUCAAGAAGCUAUUGCUGGCCAAGUUGUUAUGGUAGGUUGCGGCCCCAGAGGGGGCGGUUCUGUCGGAGAUCAGCUCCUGUCAACUGACUAUGUUGUGAGCGGCCAAGCAAAGGAAGUGGCUCCAUUAAGACACAUGGUGUAUGCCGGCGUAUUCCCUGCAGACCAAUCACAACACACAAUGCUCAGUGAUGCAAUAAAGAAAUUGGCCUUAAACGACUCUGCUGUCUCUGUAACUCCUGAUUCGAGUCCAGCGUUGGGCCAAGGUUGGCGCAUCGGCUUUCUGGGGCUGUUACAUCUUGAUGUGUUCACGCAGCGUCUCUUACAAGAAUAUAAAGCUGAAGCUAUUCUAACGGCACCCUCCGUGCCCUAUAAGGUUAAAAUCAUAGGAUCAAAGUUGAAAAAACACUAUAAAAGUGAUGAAAUUCUAAUAACAAAUCCUUUAAUGUUACCUGAUUCAAACAAUAUAGAAGAAUAUUAUGAACCUUUUGUUAUAGGUACAAUUAUAACCCCUGUAGAGUAUAUCGGAUCAGUGACCACUUUGUGCAUUGAUAGACGAGGUACGCCGCUGCCCUCCAACGCUGUGGAUGACAAAAUGACGAUGUUGCAGUUCAUAUUGCCCUUAUCUGAGGUCGUGGUAGACUUCCAUGAUACUCUCAAAAGUAUAACGUCUGGAUUUGCCAGUUUCGAUUACCAAGACUACGGAUUUCAUCCGAGCCCAUUAGUGAGGAUGGAUAUUCUACUGAAUGGAGUAAUGGUCGAUGAACUGUCCACUAUAGUUCACGUCAGCCGAUUAGAAUACAACGCCAGGAGACUCACUGAGAAGUUGAAGGAAAUGAUACCAAGGCAAAUGGUGCAGAUCGCCAUUCAAGCGGUAGUCGGUGGGAAAGUAUUUGCAAGAGAAACAUUGAAAGCAUUUAGGAAGGAUGUUACAGCAAAAUUGUAUGGUGGUGAUGUGACACGCAGAAAAAAGUUACUAAAGCAACAAGCAGAGGGCAAAAAGAAGAUGCGAAGCGUCGCAAACAUUAAAAUUCCAAGAAAUACCUUCAUUGAUGUAUUGAAAAAAUAAAUUGGAAAGCUGGAAA
Plodia interpunctella (Indianmeal moth) is the source of this 2054-nucleotide messenger RNA. RefSeq names its product translation factor GUF1 homolog, mitochondrial (gene waw). The transcript is spliced from 11 exons. Gene Ontology annotation, molecular function: GTPase activity; GTP binding; mitochondrial ribosome binding. NCBI's taxonomy places the organism in Eukaryota, Metazoa, Arthropoda, Insecta, Lepidoptera, Pyralidae. Gene Ontology annotation, cellular component: mitochondrion. Bases 113 to 2038 code for a protein of 641 amino acids. Gene Ontology annotation, biological process: positive regulation of translation. The record is from RefSeq and is a predicted model, not a curated record.